Molecule: messenger RNA, 558 nt
Organism: Colletotrichum abscissum
Lineage: Eukaryota; Fungi; Ascomycota; Sordariomycetes; Glomerellales; Glomerellaceae
Product: Erv1/Alr family protein
Exons: 2
Coding region: 1-558 (185 amino acids)
Cellular component (GO): mitochondrion
Molecular function (GO): flavin-dependent sulfhydryl oxidase activity; flavin adenine dinucleotide binding
Source: RefSeq, a predicted model, not a curated record
AUGGCCGACGCCGAGCGAGACCCUCAAUUAAGCAGCGUCACAGCCCCCGCGGCGACAGCGGCAGCUGAGCAGCCCAAGCCUUUACCAAAGGGAAUGGUCUUGGGCCCAGAUGGCAAACCAUGUCGGUCUUGCUCGUCGAAGAGCGCUUUUUCGAGCUGGGCUUCUCAGAUGAACGGCUCAGUCAGAAAACCAACUCCGGUGGCCUCGACGCCUGUCGACGACUGCCCCCCGGAUGUCGAGGCCCUUGGACGAGGCACUUGGCAACUUCUACACUCGAUCGCAGCAACGUACCCCGAAAAGCCCUCCCCUAGCCAGAAAGACGACCUUCGAGGUUUCAUGAGACUGUUUUCCAAACUUUACCCUUGCUGGGUGUGCGCCGAAGAUUUCCAAUCGUACAUACAAAAAGAACGGAUUCGAGUGGAGGGGCGGAGCGAGUUUGGAAACUGGCUGUGCGAGGCGCACAACGAGGUCAAUCGGAAGCUGGGCAAAAAGGAGUUUGACUGCAGCAAAUGGGAAGAGCGAUGGCGGACGGGUUGGAAAGACGGCCGUUGCGAUUGA